Lutzomyia longipalpis is the source of this 2507-nucleotide messenger RNA. RefSeq names its product GTPase-GDP dissociation stimulator vimar (gene vimar). The record is from RefSeq and is a predicted model, not a curated record. Bases 143 to 2044 code for a protein of 633 amino acids. Gene Ontology annotation, molecular function: protein binding; guanyl-nucleotide exchange factor activity. Lineage: Eukaryota; Metazoa; Arthropoda; Insecta; Diptera; Psychodidae. Gene Ontology annotation, cellular component: cytosol. Gene Ontology annotation, biological process: positive regulation of GTPase activity. The transcript has 2 exons.
ACCAGUUGUCAAUGUGGCAGCGAAGGAAAGUUGUGGGAGUUUAUUUUUCUCUGUGAAAAUUUUUCUUCAUUUUCCUUUAUAUUUCCCUAGUUUAGUGAUAUAAAUUAAAUACGAAUGCAAUAAAAGUAUACUGGAAAUUGCGAUGGCAACAAAAGAAACCGUCGUUGUGGAAGAUCUGGUGAAAGAGCUGAAGAGAGCAACAUUGGAAGAUGGUGAGACUGCAACUCCGGUUUUGGCCAAAAUUUCCGCAGCAGAUCCCAAAAUGUAUGAGGAAGUGGAUCUGGCGGAACCCCUGCACAAUCUUCUGUCCACCACAUCAUCCGGAUGCGAUGGGUUACGUGCUCAGGUGGCCAAAUGUAUUGCCGAUGUAGCCAAAACUGCCAGUCAACGGAAGAGAUUCACAUCCCGGAAUACCAUUGGGAUCCUCCUGAAUUUCAUUGCUGAAGCCCACAAGACGGACAAAAUAGCCCUCGUUACGCAGUCUUGCAGGGCAUUGGGGAAUAUUUGCUACCUCAAUGAUGAUGCCAGGAAUAUAAUUGUGGAACUCAGUGGGGAUGCGACAUUGGUGAAGUUGCUGGAUGUGAAGGUGAAUGCAACGGAUGAUGCUGCUGCCAUGGAGCAAUUUAUCAAGGUACGAUGUGGGGUGUUGUCAAAUUUUAUUCUGGGCGGGGAAGAAUUUGCCAAGAAAGCCAUGGCAUUGGGGAUAAUGGAGAAAUUGGAAGCAACCACGGAGGCGGCAUCGAAGGAGAAUCCCCUUCCGGAGGAUUUGCUGACCAACACAUUGCCACCAUUGAGUAUUCUCACGGAAAAUGUGUCCGAUCUCAAAUUCAGCGCCACCCUCAAUGGGAGCCUCGUGCGUAUUUUGGGUGCAUCCACAAACCCAGACUUGGCGGAAAUGUGCCUGGAAUUGCUGCACUACCAAGCGGAGUACGAUGAUGUGAAGGUACUCCUGGCCAAGGAGGGGCUGUGUGAGACAAUCUAUCGGCUCUUGGAAAAGUACAAAACCUUCGCGAGUAGCAAUAGUGAUGCUCGUGCUCUUAUGAAGUCCGCAUGUGAUCUCAUUGUACUUAUCCUCACGGGAGAUGAUUCCAUGAACUAUCUCUACUCCACUGCCUUCCUCACCAACAUGGAGGCAUGGUUGGGUGCUGAGGAUGUGGAUUUGGUGACAACGGGUGUGCUGGCACUGGGGAAUUUUGCACGCACCGAUAGUCACUGCAUUGACAUGGUGCAGAGCAAUGUGAUGCAGAAAUUGCUGGAGAUUCUGGCCAAGAAUAAUGGGACGACGGAUGAUAUGAAUCUACAGCAUGCCCUACUGAGUACCCUGCGGAAUCUCGUGAUCCCCAAAGUCAACAAGACAGCUGUCAUUGAAGCGGGUCUCGUGAAGAUUCUGCUCCCAAUGCUUGAGAUUCAUACACCAUGGGUGGUCUUUAAGCUACUCGGGACGCUCCGGAUGACGGUUGAUGGGCAGGAGAAGUUAGCGCUGGAGCUACUGGCAAAUGAGAAGCUCAUUAAGCAGCUGGUGGCGUGGAGCAACAUCACCGAUCAUGCGGGUGUUACGGGAGAAUCAUUGAGAUUGAUGGCGUGGCUGAUAAAGCACGCCUAUGCUGUUCAUCGGCACGAUGGGGAUGCCAAUGCUCAGCCAUUUAGGGAAGAUCACACUAGUCUUGUUCACUUUGCACACACGGAGGGGGCUGUGGAGAGCAUGGUGCGCAUGCUGACGUCACAACACCUAGUCAUGCAGAAUGAGUCACUUAUUGCCUUAAGUAUCCUCCUGAUUGUCUUCUCCGGCAGCACUGCAGAGCAGCAGCAGCAGCAGCGUCCAGUUGAUCUGGAUGCACUCCUGGUGGCGGCAAAUGUGGGCGGAAGACUUGCGGAGCUCAUUUCACAGCGCGCCGACACAAUGACAAAGGAGAUUGUUGAGAAUUUGCAAUCUGUUGUGGCUUUGCUCAGGAAAUCCGAUGCUCUGGCUCAGCACAUGGCACAGCACAAUAUCGAUGAACUCCUCAAAUCAAUCCCAAUCAUUGUGGAGUACUGCACACUGUAGGUAAGUAAGUAGCAAGUAUAGAGACAAGCCAGCCGCUCCUCCUUCUCCAAUAAAAACAAAAAAAAAACAUUUUAAACUCUUGAGCAAGAAAUUUUUAGCGAGAGUGUAGUGAUUUUUUCAGUGUUAGAAACAUUUUUGCAUUUAAAACUCUUAACAAAAAAAACUCUUAAAUUUUUUUAUCACUGUACUUUUUCUCAUUAUAAAUUUAAGAAAAAAAAAUAAAAAUAAAAAAGUCAAUCUCAAAAUGCUUUUAAAAAGAAAAUAAAAUUUUUCCUCUUUGAAGAUUUUUGUAAUUCUUACAAAAUUAAAUUAAAAAAAAAACUUCUUGAAUAUUUAACAAAAAAAAAACUUAAAAUUAGAUUUUAAAUGGAAAAACUGGAAAAAUUAUACUUUUCAAUUGAGAGAAAAUUGAAACAUCGAAAAUCCUAUGAAUAGUUGCAAUAAAUGUCUAAGAGUUAGUAAG